This is a messenger RNA of Momordica charantia (bitter melon), 1342 nucleotides long. Its product is annotated as E3 ubiquitin-protein ligase PUB23. Gene Ontology annotation, biological process: protein ubiquitination. Lineage: Eukaryota; Viridiplantae; Streptophyta; Magnoliopsida; Cucurbitales; Cucurbitaceae. The record is from RefSeq and is a predicted model, not a curated record. Gene Ontology annotation, molecular function: ubiquitin protein ligase activity.
CUCAAUUCCAAUCCCAACAACGCCUUCAAUUUCACCCAAUUUCAAAACUAAACAUUAGACAUUACACAUAUCUCAAUUUCCCUCUUCGUUUCAAGAAUGAGAAUGCAAGACGAGGGCUUUGAAGUUGAAGUUCCCUCCUAUUUUCUGUGCCCAAUUUCUCUCCAACUAAUGAGAGAUCCAGUUACAAUCUCCACAGGCAUCACCUACGACCGAUCCGCCAUUGAAAAAUGGCUAUUUUCAUGCAACAAACAAACUUGCCCCAUCACCAAACAGCCAUUGUCCACCUCCGAUUUAACCCCAAAUCACACCCUUCGCCGAUUGAUCCAAGCUUGGUGCACCCUCCACGCCUCUCAUGGAGUCGAACGAAUUCCAACUCCCAAGACUCCAAUUGACAAAACCCACAUCGCCAAAAUCCUCAAACAGGCCCAAAAUUUCUCCCCCGAUUCACUCCAUAAAUGCCUCAUUACCCUCAAAGCCACCGCCUUGGAGAGCCAAAGAAACCGCAACCUUGUGGCGGAAUCCGAUGGAGUGUUUGACUUUCUCGCCGCCGUCGUCACAGGUGGUGCCAAUCACAACAUUGAUUCCGUCGAAUUAGCCGUUGAGAUUCUUUUCCACCUCAAAUCCUCCGAAACCCAUCUCAAGAAUCUAGUGAACGGCGACGGUAGCUUCAUGAAUUCUCUACUCCACGUCCUCCAACGUGGGAACUACCAAUCUAGAGCCUACGCUGUAAUGUUGCUCCAAUCAACCUCCCAACUUGCCCAUCCAAUUCAUUUGAUGAGUAUCGAUAGAGAGGUUUUCAAGGAGAUUGUGCGUGUAAUACAAGAUCAGAUAUCUCGCCAAGCCACUAAAUCCGCGUUGAAGCUUUUGGCGGAGGUGUGUCCGUGGGGGCGGAACCGAAUCAAGGCCGUGGACUGUGACGCGGUUGGGGUGCUAGUGGAGUUGCUUCUUAACUCGACUGAGCGGCGGUGGUCAGAGCUAGGGUUGGUGGUUUUGGAUCAGCUAUGCGGGCGCGCGGAGGGGAGGGAGAAGUUGUUGGGGCACGGGGCUGGGGUGGCGGUCGUGUCGAAGAAGAUACUUAGGGUUUCGACAUUGGCAAGCAACAGAGCGGUGAGGAUAUUGUCGUCGAUAUGUCGGUUUUCGGGAACGGGGAAGGUGGUUCAAGAGAUGUUGGAGGUUGGGGUGGUGGCGAAGCUGUGUUUGGUGUUGCAAAUGGAUUGUAGUUUGAAGACAAGGGAGAAGGCGAGAGAUAUACUUAAACUGCAUUUUAGGGUUUGGAGUAACUCUUCUUGUAUUCCUCCUCAUUUGUUGUCUGCUUAUCCAUCCUCGUGACGGUUCUUCAUUA